This is a messenger RNA of Volvox carteri f. nagariensis, 2130 nucleotides long. RefSeq lists its product as uncharacterized. The transcript is spliced from 5 exons. The record is from RefSeq and is a predicted model, not a curated record. NCBI's taxonomy places the organism in Eukaryota, Viridiplantae, Chlorophyta, Chlorophyceae, Chlamydomonadales, Volvocaceae. The annotation marks the transcript as partial.
AUGCAGGCCCGAGGUUAUGCACGCUGUGCGGUUGGUUCGCUGUUCGGAAUUUUGACUUGCACGACUAUUGUAAUAGCUACUAACUUAUUGAAUGGAAUAAAAUUAGAUCCUUCCGUUCCCGUAUAUAAACCCGAGGAUUUCAUCGUUGUUAUAAAUACCGAGCAGGCGAGAUUGCAGUUGGCGCUUGCAUCAAGGCCCCUCCGGGUCGGUCUCCGGACAUUCAUUGCGCUAGACAACGCCAGCCUUGCCGAAGAGCUUAAACAAAGCGGGCACCUCCACAAUGAAACUUACGCUUACUUCCCAAACAGGAAUAUUACGGGCCCGGAGAAAAGCAAGCCCGGCGACACCCGGUGGCAAGCCGCUCCCUUUAUGGCUCACCGUCACUAUGGCCCCACUUACAAGUGGAUGCUGCUCGGAGACGAUGAUACCCUAUGGUUCAUGCUAGGUGUCAAACGCCUCCUGUACGGCUACGAUCACAACCUGCCGUACGCCAUCUCCGACCACAUGGGUGACCAUAAUGCUCGCGGCUUCUUCUUGCCGUCGCCCCUGGCCGCCGUUUGCUCUCCCUGCCACUGGACCGACCUGCUCCAUGCACACCAUCGAGAGGAUCUUUUGCCGUACAGCUCUGCCGUACUGACGCAGCAGGAGAUCUCUGAAUGGGAUCCUCGGGAGCUGGAUGGCUGGGGCUGGGGCGACCCCGCCGUCGCCCGUUGCCCCUGUCGACCGCCCGAGGGGUGCCUGCACCGCGCCCGCGUCUGUCGCGGCCGUAGCCGCGGUCAGGAGCUGUGCGGCCGCACGCUGGCUUUCAAAACCGGUUUCCGCGGGAACCGCAGCUGGUGCGGCUACAGCUGGGGCCACGGCGGCGCCGGGGUCGUGCUGUCCGUGGGGCUGUUGCGGGCGACGGCGGGCGGUCCGGGGGAGGUGUGUGCCCGUACGACACAGGUCCACUCCUGCGACAUGAACCUCGCUAUGUGCCUCAUGAACCCCGCUCUGGGUCUCUCAGGGCUACAAGGGGGGGCUACAGGGCUACAAGGGGGGGCAGGCGCUGGUGCAGUCCACGACAGCGGUAGUGACAAUGGUAGCGGCAACAGGGGUAGCAGUAGCAGUAGCGGUAGCAGUAGCGCCAGCGACAACGGGGAUAGCGGUAGUGUUUCGUUGCUACCGGGCGGAGGUGGUAACGGCGCCACCAGCACAGUUGGUCGGGUAGAGGAGGUGGAGAAGGAGGAGGAGGGUUGGGGUGGCAGCGGGUUGGGGAUAGACAGGUCGGAGGCGGGCGCUGGGCCUAGGGUUUCAGGAGGCCUGGAGGGAUUCAUGUUCACGCACCCGGGAAAUGCAGUACUGCGCGGCGCAAACUGGGCCGACCCGCGGUUCAUCGUGUUCGAUAACCCCGUGUAUCAGAAGGUGUUGCGCGACCCGGUGGGGUUCCUGGAGGGGCGUGUGGUGUGCGGGCGUGGGGACCGGGAGGCAGCUAUGGUGGCGGCGGCGGCUCUUGCGGAGCGGCCCGUGCCUGGUGAGGAAGGAGGGGAGGCAGCAGCGCAGGGAGUGAGGCAGGGGGCCUCGGUAGAGGGCGAAGAUCCAGGGGGGAAGAAGGGGGGAGCGGAGGAGGUGCCGGUGCCGGGGGGCGAAGAGGAUGGCUUGGGAAGCAGCCGGCAGUUGCUGCUGAGCGGCGUGGGUGCGGGUGAUGGUGGGGGAAGGGGGGAUGCGGUGGGCAACGGUAAUACCGGUCCCAGUGGGUUGCAGUCGACAUGGGGACGUGGAGAAGAAGGAGAGGGAGGUGAAGUGGCGGGCGCGGGUGUCGUACUACCGCGUUGGCAGACGGUCGUACUGGCGGCAGCGGCGGGCGGUCGUAUGAGGGCGAAUCUGGGGGGACGGGAGCAGCUACAACCUCAGCAGCAGCAGGGGCUUGGUCAGUUAGCUGGAACACUUCUUGAGGCGGAUGCGGCUAAGGGGCCGCUUAGCAGCAGCAAUAGCAGUAGCAAUAGCAGUGGCAAUAGCAGCAGCAGCGGUGUAGGGAACCCGGAGAUUGAGGUUACACCGGGGGAAGUCGCACAGAAGUACGGAAGGGUGUUGCUCCGGGGAAGGGAGCAGCAGCGGAAGCAGCUCGGGCUGGAUGCUUAUGGCACAGCCAAG